Melanaphis sacchari is the source of this 2092-nucleotide messenger RNA. RefSeq names its product RNA polymerase II elongation factor ELL (gene Su(Tpl)). Gene Ontology annotation, cellular component: transcription elongation factor complex. The record is from RefSeq and is a predicted model, not a curated record. The transcript is spliced from 9 exons. Gene Ontology annotation, biological process: transcription elongation by RNA polymerase II; snRNA transcription by RNA polymerase II; positive regulation of transcription elongation by RNA polymerase II. NCBI's taxonomy places the organism in Eukaryota, Metazoa, Arthropoda, Insecta, Hemiptera, Aphididae. Gene Ontology annotation, molecular function: cis-regulatory region sequence-specific DNA binding. Bases 233 to 1789 code for a protein of 518 amino acids.
AUUAAUAGUAGUCUCGUAAUCUUUUCCCUAUGCGUACAUGUCCGCGAUCGUCGCUUUUGCGAUUAUGAUUCGUUUGUAGAUGUAAUAAUAAUAAUAAUAAUAAAAAAAUUAAUUUUUUUUUUCCAAAAAGAAAUCGUUUUCCUCUCUCUAUUGACGACGACGAGAGGACGCCGACCGUGUACCGAGAACGCGCCCGCAAACAGUCGCCAGUCGCCACGACAUAUCGGCCGCGAUGUCCGCUUUGACCGCCGGGGUGCAAUACAGUCUGUCGUCGAACCAGAACAAUGGCCUUAUGCCCAAACAGAGGACGGGCAAGAACAAAACGCUGUUCUUCGUCAAGUUGACCGAUUCCUGUCUGAAGGCCGUUGAGGAUUACCUGCGGUGCUGUCAACAGGGUAAUUCAGAAAACCUUCCAAAACCUAGGAUACAAUUUAAAGGCAAUGAAGGCCAAUUAUGCGUACCGAGCAUAUCAAAAAAUUAUACAUUUGACUUUAGUUUAUCCAAUAACGAUGUUGCUGCUCCUAGAAGUAGCUUUGAAUGUAUUCGUCAAAAUACUUCAAGAUCAUUAGAAUAUGUUGGUACAUUGAAUAGACAUAUACGAGUACUUGCAAAUGAUGAUGUAUAUGAAGCUACUAGACAUAGAAUGGUUGCUGUCGAAGAAUUACAUAAGAAAUCAUGUACACGGGAAAUUGAACUUGACAGCAAAUCAGCUCUAAGUCGUAAAAUCCGAAAAAAUCCUGCUCAAAUAAGAGCUAGCCGUCAUAAUAAUAAUACUUAUAAUAAUGUUAAUAUUACAAAUAACGUUCCAAAACCUAUAAUUUCCAAACCUAUACCCCCACAUACCCCUUCACCAGCCAAUCAUGCAUCAGAUAUUAGUAAAAAACCAUUACGAGAUAGAAUUAUUCAUCUUUUAGCAUUAAGGCCAUACAAGAAACCAGAAUUAAUUAGUAUAUUAAAUAGAGAUGGUUUGAAAGAUAAAGAUAGAACACAAAUAAUGUCAGUUCUUAGUCAUGUAGCACAAGCAAAAGAUAAUGUAUACUAUCUAUUAAGGCAUAUUUGGAAUGAUGUACAAGAAGACUGGCCAUUUUAUAGUAGUCAAGAUCAUAUUGUAUUAAAACGACGUAAGCCUCAAAAUUUAACACCUCCUGGAUUGAGUGAUACUGGAAGCUCUGGCAGCAGUGAACAAUCUCCAAGUAGUACUGUCCCCAGCAGUCCUCCUAAUAAUGUGCAUGGUAACAAAAGACCUGGUUACUACAAUAGUGCUGAUGGUUUCCAAACAAAAAGAUUGCGUAUUUCACAUUUCAAACGACCAUCACCUGAGAAAAAAUUGUUAUCAAAUAGUCCUCCACCAAUUGUAUCUAGCACUCAGUCAGCAAUACGAUCACCUACUCAUGCACCCUCUCAUACUAAUCCAAUACCAAAAUAUAUUCAAGAUUUUGUGCGAAUAACAAAUAAGGAGCAAAAGAAGCAAUACAAAUCAGAAUUCAUGAAAUGUCAUAAAGAAUAUAAACACCUGGCUGAAAUUAUGGAUCCUGUUCGAAAUAAAUUUGCUAAGUUAAAAGAUCGUAUGUUACUUUAUCCUAAAGGUUCAAAUGAAUAUAAGAUUUUAGAAAAACAAAUAUUACAAGAAUAUAAUGAAAGAAAACAUGAUGAUAAAUAUCAAGCAGCUAAAACACGUUUUGACUAUCUUCAUAAUAAAUUGUCUCAUAUUAAAGAUCUGGUGCAUGACUAUGAUAAACACAAUCCAGUGUUGAUUAGAACUGCAACACCAGAUUCUUCUUGCCUGUGAGCAAUCAAUUAUUUAUAAUAUUAUUUUUUUUCUAUUUCUUUUAAAUACAAUGUAUAAUUAUUCUAAAGGACAAUUUUUAUAAAACCCAAAUUAGUUCCAUAGCACAAAAGAGAUAGAAAAAUCAGUGACUAAUCACUUAAUGGUUCGCUCAAUGUUUAAAUACUCAGUGCAUUUAUAAUUUUUUACUGUCUUAACAUUGGUUACCGGCUCCAUUAUUUGGUAUGAGCCUAAUGAUAACUUUUAAUGAUUUAUUGUUUUUUUUUUUUUUUUUGUGGGAGGAUUUGGUAUUCAAAUUUAAGAUCU